Dicentrarchus labrax (European seabass) is the source of this 10247-nucleotide messenger RNA. It is a transcript of the gene hlcs, whose product is annotated as holocarboxylase synthetase (biotin-(proprionyl-CoA-carboxylase (ATP-hydrolysing)) ligase). Bases 121 to 2811 code for a protein of 896 amino acids. Lineage: Eukaryota; Metazoa; Chordata; Actinopteri; Moronidae. The record is from RefSeq and is a predicted model, not a curated record. Gene Ontology annotation, biological process: protein modification process. Gene Ontology annotation, cellular component: cytoplasm. Gene Ontology annotation, molecular function: biotin--[biotin carboxyl-carrier protein] ligase activity. The transcript is spliced from 12 exons.
AGUAGAAGAACGUAGCAGUUAGCUUUACAGUGUGACAGUUAGCGUUGUGACCGCUGUGAGCAGUGUCAAUGUACAUGGCCAGAACAACCACUAUGGCCCCGUUCGCGUACGCUGGCUAAGAUGUUAAUAACUCUGUGCUACGUCUACCUGUGGGUGCGCUUUCACAAGUGCUACUCGGUGCUGAUCCGCAACAGUCUGUCCAGACUGAACAGCAGCAGCUUCGGCUUCAGCUUCAGUGUUUGCUCCGGCUCGGCCUCAGCACCAGCCAGAGCUCCGCCGGCUGGACGCACAGCCGGACGCACAGCCGGACGCAGCCGGCAGCCCAGCCCUCUCCCACCCGAGGACGUCGUCUUCCUCCAGCUGGGAGACAAGGCCGUCUAUGUAACAGAGCCUCAGGCAUGUGAGGACCUCAGCAAAUGGACUGUGCUGUUGGGGUCUUCUCUGGUUUGUGGCCCACGAAUAGAGAAUAUUUCAUUCAUCAUUGAAUCUACAGGACACAGAGUGGGCUGCCAUUUUCCUCACACAUCGAAUAAAAAAGUGCUGAAGUGGUCUGACUACUGUCUUCCUCUGGCCUGUAGCCCCGGCCAGCCAUUCAGGGCGGUGGCUCAGGCCACUGUAGAUAACUUCAGUCGGCUGGGGGUGGCUUUCAUCGAAGACCGGCUUCAUCUGGAGAAUGGACUUGUGCCUUCAAAGAUAGUCCCUGUCCUCUUGCAAGAAUCCACUCUCAGUGAGCUUUUGGAAAAGAAGUGUCCACGGAAGACUGAGCCGUCAUUAUGGCUCUGUGGCACUGAAGAGGGCGUUGCUGAGCCUUCACCCUCGCCUUCGCCUCGUCACCUGUCAGUAGACCAGCAGCACCUACAGUGCCGUAAAGGCAGCCUUCUCCUCACCCCAGAGGCGAAGAGGAGGUUGGAGGAGCGACGAGGAUCAGAGCCGCUCCGCAGCACCCAGGAUCUGGGAUCUGCCUUGGACUUGGAGGACCAUUCCUUAGGGAAUCAUCACCACAUGGAGGGCCAUGGACACCACCUCCAUCUGUCCAGCUGCCACGAAUGUUUGCAGCUGGAGAACAGUACCAUCCUCUCUGUCAAAUAUGCCUCAGCUGAUAACAUUCCAGACCUUCCUGAUGAUAACUCAGUGGGGCUGGAUAGUGGGGAUGAGACUCUGGACGAAGUUGAGCACGAUGCCAAAGGGUUUUUUGGAUCUGACUGUAAUAGCAAACCGCCAAAUGUUCUGGUGUUCACAGGUGGUUCCCAGGAGCGUUUCCAGGCAGUCCGUCAGCUUUUAUCAGAGUGUAUAAACAUGGACAACAACAUAAUAUAUCCCCUCCUACCACAGCAGGCUUUGAGUGAUCCUUGGCUGGACAACACCAGGCUAUUGGUCCUGGCAGAGGAGGAAACCCUGACCCCCCAGCUUCAGACCCGCUUUCUCACCUACCUGAGCCAGGGUGGCAGGGUACUGGGGCUAGCCUCCACCCUGUGCCCCGCAGGCCUGUGUCUGGAAGUCAGGGAAAGGAGACGUGGGCAGAUCAGCCGGCUGAGCUUCACCAGGGAGGACAGCACAGAACUGGAACUGAGCUUGUUGGCGAGCGGGAAGGUCUACAUCAGGGACACUCAGGGAGGAGGGGAAGUUGAGCUCUGGGGGGAGCUGAAAGGGGACAUCCCUCAUCAGAGGGACAUGGUUAUAGUCAGAGUAACCCAUGGAGGGGAUGGCGGGGAAGCUGUCCUCUGUCAGGUCCACCUGGAAAUUGCUCCUGACUCCCAGAAUCUGACAUCAGAAGCUUUCGAUGAACUGAAGGUCAGCAAUGCACGGCGUUUUGAAGUCUUGACAGAGAUCCUCACCUCUCUUGGCCUCACUUGUGAGCUGAACCAGACCCCAGCCCCAGGCCCAGUCCACCUGCUGGCCACUUCUCAGGAGGCCAAGGCCCGCUUCCUGAUUUGGCUUCACACACGUGCAGAUCAAAAUGGCCUCCUGAAAUUGCCCAAGGCAUCCCUCAGGAUGGUGUCCUGUUCUGAGCACCAGGAUGGUCCUUCGCUGCCCGACAGCUCUCUGGCCCUGAUCACCGACUCUUCAGAGUCCCAGAGCUGGGCACAGUUCAGUAUGGAGACCUACAGCAAGAACCUGAAGACCAACCUACUUGGGCGCACCGUGCUGUACGCUGAGGUCACCACAUCUACCAUGGACCUGUUGGAAGGUCUGACUCUGCACUUACCAAAGGAUGUGGGGUUAAUAGCAGUAUCUGCUCGACAAAGCCAGGGCAGAGGUCGGGGCAGGAAUGCCUGGCUCAGCCCUCUGGGUUGUGCCAUGUUCACUCUGGCGGUCCAGGUUGAGCUGAGCUCCAGGCUCGGACAGAGGAUUCCCUUCCUGCAGCAUCUGGCUGCUCUGGCAGUAGUGGAGGGUGUUCGCACACUUCCUGGAUACCAGGACUUAGACCUGAGGGUGAAGUGGCCCAACGACAUCUACUACAGUAACCUAAUGAAGCUUGGGGGAGUCCUUGUGACUUCCACUGUAAUAGGAUCAAUCUUUCAUCUGCUCAUAGGCUGUGGGUUCAAUGUGACAAACAGCAACCCAACAGUGUGCAUCAAUGACCUGAUCCAGCAGCACAACAUACAGCAUAACUGCAGCCUGCAGCCCCUCAGCUGUUGCCAGCUCAUCGCUCGGACUGUCACCUGCCUGGAGAGUCUCAUCUGCAGCUUCCAACAAGGAGGCCCAGAUGCCAUCCUGCCCACCUACUACAAGAGAUGGCUCCACAGAGAUCCAACAUUUGCCACCUUGAGCAAGCACUUGGCGACCACAGCAAGAAAAACUUCCUUUUAAGAGGCAGAAACCUCAAGCAGACCCCAGCUCUAGUACCUUGGCCCUCUGGCUCAUCCUCCCCAGAUGAAGUGAAAAUGUCAAAGGAAACGUGCAAACUGCUGGAACUGGAUACAGCCAUGUGCUUCAUUACAACAUCAGUCCUCCUCCUCUGCCUAUGCCCAAGACAUCACACACCAAUAUGGAAGUCAUCACAGUAAUAGUAUGUACUAGUAUUACUAGUGUGGUAUGAAUGAACCAUACCUACAUCUGUUUUCACUGUGUCUGGAUUAGUUUUUUGGCUUAAAUUAUAAUAACAUCACAGUGAAUGAGCUAACAUACUGUAAAAGGCCAUGUAUGAAUCUAGUUUUAAAGAUAAUACAGAUAUUUAUUACAGUUGGUUUGUUGCAUUAAUUUUAAUUUCUGUCUUGAAGUCAUGGUUCCCUACUACAUUACAGCAACAGGGGGUCGCACACUACUUCUGAUAAGAUCUUUCUUUUUUUCUUUUUUGUAUAUAUAUAUAUAUAUAUAUAUAUAUAUACACUGAACAAAAUUAUAAACGCAACACUUUUGUUCUUGCCCCCAUUCAUCAUGAGCUGAACUCAAAGAUCUAAGACUUUCUAUGUACACAAAAGGUCUAUUUCUCUCAAAUAUUGUUCACAAAUCUGUCAAAAUCUGUGUUAGUGAGCACUUCUCCUUUGCUGAGAUAAUCCAUCCACCUCAGAGAUGUGGCAUAGGCUGGCCACAAUAAAAGGCCACUCGAAAUAAAUAAGUUGUCAUUGUCAUUUACAAUGACGACCUAGGCAAGAGGCAGCAACAGGAGAUGAGUCGAUACAACAAUAAAAAAAUAUACAGCUAGUGCAAAAAAUAUAUAUAAUAGUAUAGUUAAAUCUGCACAAUAAAAACAGUAUGUACACAACAGUAAUCAAGUAUUGUGUUUAAAAGCAGGUGCAGUGAUCACAAACUAUUACCUGUUUGUAAAGUUAGUAAAGGAGGGUAACGAAAUCAAGGUGUGUGGUUUUAGUUUCUUUUGUAACUCAUUCCAGUCACUGGGAGUGGCAAACUGAAGUGAGUGAUGGGCUGAGAAGCUCACUGUGGGGACAAUGUUAAUGCUGAAAGUCUGAAUGUCAUUUUAUGUUUAAGAUAUUUUAAUAUUUUCAUUUUAUUGUUACAUUUACAGAUCCAUUCUCCAAUACAAUCUAUCUUACAGAGACUAUUUUCCCCUUGUCAACCUCUCCAUUGGGGUAACACAUCUUGUUGAGGGUCUAGACUUGUCGACAGUAUCAACAGCAGCUACAGGCAGUGGCUCCAAGUCUCGGUUUCCCCCCUCAGCGUGCACAGUCUACCCCCAGGCCAAAUGACUCUAUUCUCCCACUGCUUACAUUCCCCUGACAUGCACCAAGCCAGCUGGUCCUAUACUUGUUUAUUAAGGUUUCUCCUUAAUGUGGCAGGUGCAGGCUGGAAUAUGGGAUUCAUAUGGUGCAAAUAAUGCAAACUUGCAAAAUACAGUAAUUUGCUGUUACUGACAUAGAUUUAGGUCACGUGCAUGGACACAUAGUGCAUUUAGUUUUUGUCCCUCAAACCUUUUUUUAUUGACUUUUUUUUAAGAAUGCGCACACUAGUUGUGGGUGUGUGUGACAUGGGUGUGUUGUUUUUGUCAUCGUCUAAGACUUGUUGUAGCUCAGCAUUCAAAUGGAUUCGGUAGACGGAAAACCAGAUGUCAUGUGAAUGAGAGCAGGAUGGUUGUUUGGGUUUUGGGAGGCAGACACCCUCUCCACAUUUAAGAGUAGGUUUGAGCUAUUAAUAAGAAAUUACAUAAAAUAAUAUACACAAAAUAAUUUAAUCUUAUAUAGUCAUUAAAUGUAUUUUAUUUGUUACGUGAGAAAACACAAUUGUUUUUGUAUGAGUGAUUGUGAUUGUGUGAGUACUAAGUACCUUAACAUGUAUCAUGAUAAUUAUAACAUCUUGUCUGUUGUACUCAACUGGUUUGAGAAAGAAAGGUAAUGUUUAUUGAAAGUAUCCUUCAGUUAUGGAUAGGUGAACAUAGAUGAAGAAGAAAGAUGUUAUACUUGAUGAAUGUUCUACAAAGCAACGAGUGUUGCUAGUUUAUUUACUUUUUACCUAUCAAGUACCUAUUAACAACACUAACAUUAUCUCCUCUGUCUUAGGCCUAGGAUAUUGGCAGAGGUGAGCAAUGAAGGAUAUGCCCCAAGAGGAAAAGGUUAAAGGAAUAAAAUGUACCUCUUAACCUCAUUUAUUUGUGUUGUUUUUGGCUGACACUUUGGUAUAAAGGAUAUUGAUGUGGUACUCUCAUAUAACAAGGGAUUUGGCAACAUCUAUUACAUCCUCCUUAUAAUGUAGGAUGUUUUUAUUUAAAUGUAGUUAGAUUAGCUAGAUGAGAGGAUCUGUAUAGUAGCUACUGUCAGCAGCUGGUUAGCUUAGCUGGAGACGUGAAACAGAGAACGUGCUAAAGGAAAAUCGCAGUUUAUUAAAACUUUGUUUUAUUGUCAUAGCUCUUGGUUAUAUCAGUUAUAACACUGUACUCACUAAUUUAUUGUAUAGAUCUGGGAAUAAGAAAAAGCUAGAAAAAUUAAGCCUAACAGAUAAAGAAACACCAGUAGCCAGAUCAGACAAGUUAGAAAGUUUGUUCAGAAUAUCCAGGCUCGAACCUGCCAGGAGGGGCUCUCAAAUGACUAAUACCCCACCUAUUAUUAUUAUUAUUAUUAUUAUUAUAAAAUAUAAUUUAUAAUAAUAUAUAACAUAUCUUAUCUUAUUUGCCAUGCCCAUAUUUCUAAUUGCUUACCAGUCAAAACAAGGAAAUAGACCUGAUGAGCAGAUCUCACUCCCAGACACAAACACACACAAACAGAAACAAGGUUGUUAGGAACCCCUGAUCCAAACCACUUUAUUUGGAAGUCAAACUAAAGGGGGUAAAUACAGUAAAUACAGUUUGUACAUGUUGAAGCAGGCAGUGUUCAAAGAACAUGGUGAGUGCAGUAUCACCAUAACCAAAAGAACCCAUGGCUAUAUUACCCAAGUUGAAUAAACCAUAGUUUUCCUUUUCUUUAUUUUAUUGUCAACAGAAAGUUUCCAUGAUACCAAUUCCAAUAUCCAUAUUCCAAUUCAAUCAGAGUUGAGCCUCUAUGGGCUGUUAGCUUAUAUUAUGCUAAAAUUUCCCACGGUUGCCCACUCUAUUGCUCCAUAUUUUGAGCCUGUUAAAUGAUUCAAGUUAUGCAAUAAAUAUAUAAUACUGAAUAAAUAGUUCAUUUAAAGAAAAAAAAAUCCUGUUUGAAGGCACUUUUUGCCUGUUAAAUCAAAUACAAAAGACUUGACCCUCUGUUAUACCAGAGCGUUAUGUCCACUCAUAGACAGUUAUACUGCACUCAGUCUGGUAAAGGAGCUACAAAUCUGUUGCUGUUUGUUUGCCAAAAGUUAUAUGGCUAUUUAAUUUUCAAAAACUCAUCAAAAGUAGAUCAUGGUUUUGGGUGGGUUUAUUGAUGUUUGCUUGCCAUCACUAUUUAACAUUCUUUUUCAAACCUUAUUUGAACCUUACAACACUGCCGAUACUCACAUACCAUGAAUGACAUGUUUUCCAAAUGAUGCCUGUUUUUUGACCCAAUACAGGCUGCCUGAGAUCCUCCCAAACUUUUAUAAAUAUAAACACUCAGAUCUUUACUACCAAGUUAGACAUGGUAUUUCCAUGUAAGAAAAUUAAUACAAAUGCUACAGUGUUUUCUCUGAGUACAAAAAUGAGCUCAAAAUCAUAGAUAAUGAUCAGGCCCUAAGUUUGGGUUGAAUAUUAAUACAAUUGCUGGGAAAGCUGUAUUGCAUAUAUAAUCUUUAGAACAUGUAUCAGGUUGAUCUUUGAUAUGACAGACAACAUGGCUAUCCUGCAGGAGUAAAAUACAAAAUGAGAGAGAGAAGAGAAAUGACUGGCUGGAGUCUUUGAAAGAGUCAGAGUCAGAGUCUUCUGAGCUUCUGCCCUGGGUCACCUCUCAUUUGUGAUAAUGACGGAUGUGCCAAUGUAAUGUGGGAUCUCUCUUUGGCUGUCAGGGGACGAGCUGGAGCUGGGGCUGUUGCAGCUGUAAGAGACUGUCUCUUUACCAUGGUAACUGUAGCCGUCGGUAAGAUGGCUCAGUGCGGUAAAAGGGUGGGCUUUAAUGGAAUUGUGUUUGCUCAAAACUUCAUGAAAGUUCAAAGACAUGUGUUGAGCUUGGGCUGGAAGUCCCACCCCGACCCCCAUACCUGUCAACAUUCUCCUGUCCUCAGCAGACCUGGGCUGCACCUCCGUGGCAGCUUCACGCUGCUGGUGGCCAUCAGAAGGCUGUGGAUAUUCUACAGCGGGGUGGCUGUAGGGAGCCUCCAUCAUACACAGCCUCCUCCUCUGCCCUAGGGCCAUUUGCACAGGGAGAGGCUGGCCCAUGCUGUGCAGCAGGUCACCCUGCUCACCUUUUCCUAGAACAAGGCCACUGAGCAAAGGGCAGGCCUGGGCCCGAUCACCCUGAAGUCUCUCAGCACCUUUUGUAUUACGCUGGACAUCCUGGCUUAAAGGUUCACUGUCCUUGGUGGCAUGAGCAUGGGGAUGUGGACACACCUCAGGCACGCUGUGUACAAGCGUGUAAGGUUCGUAGGGUUCUUCCUUCAGCCUGCCAGUAGAAUGGUUUGUGCUGCUGGAACAGUGAUGGGAGAUCUUAUCGGGGUACCUACGGUCAGCUGUCAGCAUGGGGCCUGAUGAGGAAAACAAUAUUCAGGAGCUGAAAUUAUACCAGAACUUCAGCGGAAAGAGAAAGGCAGUAUGAUUAGGGUAUUUUAACUAAAAUGUUAGUCCAUCAGUGUGUUACAGGUCCAGUACGUAGGAUUUAGUGGCAUUUAGCAGUGUAGUUGCAGAUUGCAACUCUCUCGCUUCAGAGUGCACCAUAUUCAUUUUAUUGAUAUUUUCUAUUUGCACUCACAUUUCCUACUUCGUACUACAACUGCAGCACAAUAAUUUCCCUCAGGAUGAAUAAAGUUCUUAUCUGAUGUCAGCUUAUUAUUUACUGAAGGACAAUUCACAAUUUUUGAGGGGUAACAGUUCACACUACUGAGAUUAGAUUAGUCGGUCAAGUUAGUUCUAGUAGGAUCAAGAUCUCUUUUGCACAAGAGACCUGACAAUACAUACAAACAAGAUCACAGGAUAAUUCACCACACAUGCAAUUAAAUGUUAAAUAAACUAGAAUGUCUACUGAUAGCAUACAAGAUUGUAUCAUCAGCAUAGUAGUGAAUAUGGUGUCCUCUGGUUUGAAAGCAUAAAAAACAACACUCUGGACUGUUUAUGUCACAAAUCUCAAUUCAAUUCAAUUCAAUUUUAUUUGCAUAGCGCCAAAUCAUAACAGAAGUUAUCUCAGGACACUUUUCAAAAUAGAGCAGGUCUAGAUAGUACUCCUUAUAAAAUUAAUUACAGAGACCCAACAGGCCCCACCAUGAGCAAGCACUUGGCGACGGCGGCAAGGAAAAACUUCCUUUUAAGAGGCAGAAACCUCGGAUAGACCCCGGCUCUAGGUGAGGGGCCGUCUGCCUCGACCAGUUGAGGUGAGAGAGAGAGAGAGAGAGAGAGAGAGAGAGAGAGAGAGAGAGAGAGAGAAUUUGUCCAGCAGGUUUAAUGAGGUUUAAUCAUGGUAACUUUGUCAGAUAAAGACUGUACCUGUGUAUUUCUUGGGUACUGGGGGGCUGCUGAUGUUCCAUCCAACAGACCCUCUGCUUUGCAGGGAACCGAUGAUCUGUUGAGCCAGCUGAGAAGAGGGACCUGAGCUUGGCAGGUGAGUCUGAGCAUCCAGAUGCUGGUGUUUGUAGGGGUAGUGGAGGGUCAGAUUGUAAGUGGGGCUGCAGGACGCCUGACCUGCUUCAGGGCUCAAGCUGGAGUUCUUCUCCCUGCAGGGGGUCACUGGGUACGGGGACCUCUCCUUCCAUAGCCCCUUCUGUGGGGAGCAGCUCAAAUGGUCUGGCUGGAAGAGGCGAGUGGCCUGCUGUUAGCCAUAAAUAAGCAUAAAGAAGGUUACUGAAAUGCAAGUAUGUAGUUUUGCAAUAGACACUCAUAAAGGAAUGUUAUAUUAUAUGUCUUUCACACUGGAUCCCUAUUUAGCUGAACAUAUAGUCUGGCUAAUAAAGGACUGACAUUCUGAGAUAAAUUUGGUUUCCUCAAAUAAAAGUUGGAUCUCAAAUAAUGGUGGUGGUCGCAAUGAACAAAUAAAGGCUAUUCCCAAAUACAGGCUGGGGAACAAAACAGGGUGGAUAAACUCCCGGUGCAUGUUAUGUAUGUCUAUGCCAACUAAGCCUAAAUAGCCUAAUUCCAUUCCAUAAAUGAAAUUAAUAAAUUCAACAACAAAAUUAUGCUAUUUUCAACACUUAGCAUCUUACUCAUCUCUUACUGUAGACACACAGUGAACCCACUCCCUUUGUAGCAGGGGCGUGUGUUUUUAACAGGGCUGUGGCUCAGAGGCAGAGCGGGUCGUCCACUAAUUGGAAGGUUGUUGGUUCGAUCCCCAGCUCCUCCCUCCACAUGUCGAAGCAUCCUUGAGCAAGAUACUGAACCCCAAAUUGCUCCCGAUGCUGUGCAUCACUGAGUGAAUGUGUGUGAAAGGGUAAAUGUGGCACGUAGUGUAAAAGCGCUUUGAGUGGUCGGAAGACUAGAAAGGUUUAUUAUAUUUCACCAAAAAUCCAUCUUUGUCGAUAUUUUAUUAUUUUUUCUGUAUAAACCUGUUUUUGUGUGUAUUUAUUUUGGGGAGCUUUUAUUUUGUCAAUUGUAUUUUGGCAGUGUGACCGUUGACCUGUUAGUGAUGUCACUUAGGUAAGACUCUGGUAAGACGACCUGAGCACUCUGGUUCAAAGUGACUUAAAACAUGUUAAAAACGCUAAAUAGAGGUUUUAACUCUACUUUAUAACAGUUGCUGGCUUUGAUUUUUAUUUAAAUGUGUACAUAAAGUUUUAUCAUGUACAGCACUUUUUGUGUGAGAUAUUAGCUCACCUGCCUCAGCUUAAUGAAGAGCACACAGACAGUUUCUCAUGUGCCGACUCUUUUCUCCCUCUCAUUUAAAGGUGUGCGUGUGGGAACCAAGUUGCUAUACUAAUCUUAUGUGUGUUGUACACAGGUAUGUGAGUACUCCCCUUGUUUUUUUGUGAUGAAAAUGUUAUUUUUAUACAUGUAGUUUUUUAUGUUUGUUCAUGUUUACAUUUUACAUUUAUUAAUGAAACCUAAAAAUUGCUGUUGGUAUGUAGGGAAAUGUUUUUGAUUUUACAUUGAAAUUUUGACAAUACGAUCACAUUGAAAUUAAUUUUGGUUUAUUAUUUUAAUAAGAACACUGCACAUGUUAUUGAGUAACGGUACGCUAUGCUGAGGAGAGGUGUGCGUGUGGGAACCAAGUUGCUGUACUUAUUUUAUGUGUAUUGUACACAGAGAAUAAAUUCACUGUCCAACUGGCAAAGCA